UGCUACUCUCUGUCCACGCCCCACCCACACCACAACAACUGCCUCCCUCCGACUCCGGCUGACCCGUUUCGCUGCUGUGUCUUUAUCCCUCUGACAUCUUCCCCGAGAGGCAUGGAAGAGCAGAGUCCCACUGCCCUGCCUGCUACCGAAAGGAGUCCCUCCAUCGCCAGCACCACCGACACCUCGUCCACCAACACCACCGACAUCCUCACCCCAAACUCUCCUACCAACAGCCAAAUGGACGGUGCCACCUCCGACACUCUUACCGUCAAUGGCACCUCUAGGCCCGCCAUGCAGCGCAAGAACUCUGCCCCUCUGAUGCCUCCUUUCAUGGUUUCUGCCCCAGGCAAAGUCAUUGUCUAUGGCGAACACGCUGUAGUCUACGGCAAGGCGGCCAUCGCUGCGGCCAUUUCCCUGCGCUCGUACCUCCUCGUCACCUUCCUCUCAAAGUCGCGCCGCACCGUCUCCCUUCGCUUCCCCGACGUCGACCUCACGCAUACGUGGAACAUGGACGAUCUGCCAUGGGCCGCCUUCUCUGCCCCUGGCAAGAAGAAGUACUACUACGACCUUGUCGACGCCCUCGACCCCGAUCUCGUCGAGGCUCUCCAGCCGCACGUAAAGGCCGUCUCGGACGACCAGCCGGAGCACAUUCGCAAGAUCCACCAAGCCUCCGCCUCCGCCUUCCUCUACCUCUUUUGCUCUCUCGGCUCGCCCAAGUCGUCGCCUUGCGUGUACACGCUGCGCUCCACGAUACCCAUUGGCGCGGGUCUAGGCAGCAGCGCCAGCAUAGCCGUCUGCCUGUCGGCGGCGCUCCUGCUCCAAAUCCGCGCGCUGAGCGGGCCACACCCGGAUCAGCCGUCACAGGAGUCGGAGACACAAAUUGAGCGCAUCAACCGGUGGGCGUUUGUGGGCGAGAUGUGCAUACACGGCAACCCAUCGGGUGUCGACAACACAGUGUCAGCGGGCGGCAAGGCUGUACUUUUCCAGCGGCAGGGCUUCGGGCAGUCGCCGACGGUGACGCCGCUGCGCGACUUCCCCGAGCUGCCGCUGCUGCUGGUGAACACGCGGCAGUCGCGCAGCACGGCGACAGAGGUGGCCAAGGUGGGCGCGCUCAAGAAGGCGCACCCCAAGCUCACGGAGCGGCUGCUCGACGCCAUCAACGACGUGACGGAGUCGGCGCAUGAGCUCAUCACGCGCUCCGACUUCCGCCCGGAUGACCCCGCCGCGCUCAAGCACCUCGGCGAGCUCAUCACCGUCAACCACGGCCUGCUCGUCUCGCUCGGCGUCUCGCACCCCAAGCUCGAGCGCAUCCGCGCCCUCAUCGACCAUGCCGGCAUCGGCUGGACAAAGCUGACGGGCGCCGGCGGCGGCGGCUGCGCCAUCACCAUCCUCAGGCCCGAGGCCUCGGGCCGCCCGCCCAUGUCGCGGCACAACAGCGUGUCGGCGGCGGCGCCUCCUGCCGAGAACGGCGUCAACGGCACCAAUGGCACGACGAACGGCACGGACGCGCCCGCGGACACACUCGCGGUACCAGCGCCAGCAGAGCCCGCAGCGCCAGCAGCCAAAUCGCCCAUCCUCGUCGACCUGGAGAAGCGGCUCGAGGCCGAAGGGUUCGAGAAGUUCGAGACGACGCUGGCGGGCGACGGCGUGGGCGUGCUGUGGCCGGCGGUGCUGCAGAACGCGUCGGGCGAGGAGGGCGGCGAGGAGAUUGACCAGGAGAAGUUCCUGCGCGCCGAGGGCAACGGCGGCAUCGAGCGGCUGGUGGGCGUCAGUGCGGCGUUGCCUGAGGGGCAGGGCGACGGGGGCGUUAGGGAGGGGUGGCGCUUUUGGAGACCGUAGGCUGCAGGCCGUAGGUAUUGGUUGUGGUUAUGUGUGAUGAUUUUUUUUGUGCGAUGAGGUUGAUGGGUUGGGUUGGGAUGGGAUGGGAUGAGAUGAGAGGAGAGGAGCAGGGGCUCA
Aplosporella prunicola CBS 121167 is the source of this 1956-nucleotide messenger RNA. RefSeq lists its product as uncharacterized. The transcript has 2 exons. NCBI's taxonomy places the organism in Eukaryota, Fungi, Ascomycota, Dothideomycetes, Botryosphaeriales, Aplosporellaceae. Gene Ontology annotation, cellular component: cytoplasm. The coding region runs from base 112 to 1839 and encodes 575 amino acids. Gene Ontology annotation, molecular function: mevalonate kinase activity; ATP binding. Gene Ontology annotation, biological process: ergosterol biosynthetic process; isoprenoid biosynthetic process. The record is from RefSeq and is a predicted model, not a curated record.